AGUGGACUGUCUUGACUACAACUGAAAAGCUUUAUUCAAAUCUUUAACCUUGGCUAGUACGUGCUACUAUUUGAUAGUGCAUUUCCAAUGACAGUGUUGGGGUUGCUUUUGAAUUAAGCAGCACACACACGCGAUCACAUUAGAUUCAUAACCUUCCCCUGGCUUCAUUUCCUGACUUGAUUAUGCUCGGCUGUGUAGAACUAAUUAGCUGCUAGAGUGCAGUGUCAUUAACUCUUGUCAGUGCUAGAUCAUAAACUUCUAUUUCUAUCUGAUCGUGUGUCCCCGAGAUCAAUGCCAUCUACUACUAGCCCAGAUCAACAAGAGUUCAUGCCAUCAUUCAACUAAGGAAUGACCUUAUCAAGGUAUUCCGUCAAUAUGGAGCUCUAUUGGCCGCCUCAAGACAGAGCUUCGGUUGAUGGGAAGUCGCCUUCAGAACGCCAGUGAAGAUACUGCCACCAGCGGACGGCACCAACCGUACACUUUCAGCUUAGCCUCCCUUGUUGAUGGUGGGAACAUGCCGGGUGUAGCCUUGCCUCAUGAGCAGAACUCGUCAGUCUCCAAACCUACGGGUCUAGUGAGUCCAGUACAUUCAGUUAGCCGACGUAAAGUCAUCAGGUCUACAGACGAAAAAAGCCUAGAGAAUGGCACCGAACAGACAUCGAGGCGGCCCGAACCUCACCUUGAGGCCAGGGCGACGACCCGCAGUCGUGAGGACGUGAGAAGCACUGCAGGCAAUGUUCUCCGAGAGGAUAGCCCUCGACGUGUUGACUUCACCAGAACUCUUCAGUUAAGAGAGGUGAACUGGGACGGUACAUAUCAAGACAGUUUGGCUUACCCGCCAGACAUCCACGGGACAUCAGACAGCACUUCAACCAACAGCAAGGACUUGCGUGAGACGGACAUUCAUUUCCUCAACUUUUCUCGCGUCCCUGGAUCAACGGUAGACGGCGCCGCGCCGCCGGCUUCAGUCGGAUCACACACUUCCCUGUCCUCCUCACCGUACGCGCCGCCACCCUCGGCGUCCAACUCGCUCACGAACUACAACCUGUUCGCCCUCUCUUCGCCCCCGAGCACCUCAUCCUCUUCGUUCACCUACACAUCCUCUUCGUCCACCCCGCCGUCCAGCCAGCACCGGCACGCCGCCCACACACAGCAGCACCCUGACGUUCGGUGGGUCUCGAACGAGAGGAAGCUCUCCAAAAGCGGUCAGUUCACCUCUGCGCGGGUGUUUGGGAAGGCGGCCGGCUCCAAGCACGCUGGCCCCAAGUUGGCCCUUGUGGACCUUCAGCUCGCUGGGUCGGCCAGGACGAGCAGCACCUCCUCCCAAAGCCCAGCGCCGUCCCUGACAGAGCUCAAGCGCAGAGAGCUGGUUCUGGUGCGGAGACAUGUAGAGGAAAAAUGGGCGACCUCUAACCAUAUCAUUGACGUGAAAGACUCCAGUAAACCGAGGCAGGAAGGCAAUGCCGCUCUAAGGACUCCAGUCAUGGAUGGGCACACGGCACCCGCAACACAAUUAACAGAUGCAGCACUAGCGGGCAGGCUGGAUCUCCCUAGGACUACUGCUGGACUAUCCCUUGCUGAUGGAGCUACUGGUGGCUUGGACAUGAACACCAGUAGCCCUAAACGUCCACUGCCAAUGAAAAUGCCAAUCACAGCAGAUCUCAAAGACGAUGAAAUUCUUCUGAAACUCAAAGAAAGACUCAAACAUCAACGCGCCCUGGCAUCAAUAUCUUCCACUACAACCAGUAAUGACACCAGUCUAGCCAAUAGUUCCGACAGCCCUGUGCCUCCCCCAGCCCUCCCACCCAGGCAUCCCAUCACCAAGGACACGACCCCUAGAGUCCCAGCAUCUCGCAAGGUCGCAGCCUCUCAUCCUUCACCCAGUUACAGAGGUUUUUCAGGACCAGAUCAACAAACCCCCAGCUCCAAGUCCAACACAAAAUGGAGUGGUGUCAAGAAAAAAACACAGAAUCUCAAGAAACCAGUUUUACAACCCAAAAAACAGGAGACAGAAAUUUCAAGUCAUGUCAGACAUCCAGCACCAACACCAGCAGAGAAACCAAAGAAAGCCUCCAGAGUUGUGGCUACCACUGAUAAAACAUCAAAACCAAGUAAAAAUAUAAUCACUACAUCAGCAUGGAGGACAGCUCAAGAGCUUGUCAAAGAGUUAGGCCUGGCCCCCAAAAGCAAAAGCAAGCCCGCAGCCCAGCAGACUCAGGACCCUAACAAGACAGUGACAUUACCUGACCAUGAAAGGCAGAAUCAGCUGCCGGAUGGGGCAGAGGCAGACAGUGACCCCACAGCUGCUGGCCAUUGUCACAGUGAUGGCAUUACAGACACCAGGCAUUUGUCUCAGGAAGCAAAAAGUGUUUUAAAUGACAUUCAAGCAGGUUUAACAGACUCUGGGACCAAACCUAAAAUAAUUGUGAAACCUGCUGUGAAAAGAAAAGCCCCAAAACCUUCAGAGCCAGACAAAAGUCAACAACCCUGUGAGAAAACCAGACACUACGAUCAAGAAUCUGUUCGCAAGUUUAUAGCAGAACAGAAAGCCAAAAGAAUGAAGAAACAAUUAGAGGAGAAAAUGGCCAGUAAGAAAGCCAAUGAGAAGAAGCACCAGCUAUUACAAGAAUUGGUGGAGCGUCAGAAGAAACAAGCUGUGAAGUCUGCAGCUCUUGGAAGACUGACUGGAGAUGGGGACAGGAAAAGAAAAAGAGAUGAGGACAUGAAAGAAAACCUUGGUGGACAUGGGGAUGACUCAACACUAACUGGUGAAUCUGCUGACGACUCAACACCACACAUCACACCUAGAGACUUAGAAGAUGAGACUGCCAAGCAGAAGAAGACAGUGGAGAAGAUUACACAAGGAGGCCUAUCAGGGCAUUACCAGGCCUCACAUGUGUUGACAGACAUAUCAGCCAACUGUGAUACUCAGGAAAUGACCAGUGGCCCACAGGCCAUGGAUGUAGAUAGUAUACUGGACAGAUUCUCUCAGGUUGUCAGCCAACGAAGGAAACAGGAGACUUCAUCUUCCGGGUCACUGUCCAGUGGGUCAAGGCCUACAGAAUUUAAACUUCAAGGUGUAUUCUCUGGCAAGCAUUAUGGUGAUGAAACGGCGUUUGCUAUUGGUACGUCCAACUCUAUAGCUAGGACGAAUGAGAAGAGAAAAGAAGCCAUCAAGGCCACGGCACUGACUCUGCAAAGUAAAUUGGCAGAGGAAAGGAAACGAUUGGAAGAUGUUCAUAUCCUGGAUACAAGUCAUCAGUUCAACUCUGGCACAGACUAUGUUUCUAGAUACAGUCGACUUACAGGAGCAAACAAUGAUUACAAUAUAUUUACCUCAAACCUGCCAGGUUCUCAACACUACACUAAUAGCCAGAGGGAUGGUACACUUGAACAUGAAGCUUUGGCUGCUACAAGAAUACAAGCUGCCUACAGGGGUCACAAUGUCAGACAGGCUCUCAAUUGGCAACUGCCCAGUGGUCAAACAUUUGGUCAGCGACUUAAAGGAAACACUCAGGUCAAAGUUCACUCUGGUCACCAGCCUAAUGACGAUGUUUCCGACUUAACAGAGACAUCCACGUUUAGUGAGAUUACUAGGUCAGAGCCACUAGGUAGUCUUGACCUGGAUGGAAACAGGAGGUCUGUGUCUGCUGUGCAGAACAAAAAGGAAAGUUCCAGCAGAAACAAGCCUACACCUGCUACCUACAAACCUCCAUCACAGUAUGCAUGGGUGGAAAGUAAACCAGAUCCAUACAGUGUCAUGAGUGUCUUCUCCAGGCAGAACAGAUAUUUGGCAGCAGGGUCCAGACAGGCGGACAUGCCUUACCAAAGCACAGCUAUUACCGUGACAACUACAACCACCACCUUGGCCACCAAUACUGUCUUAGCUGCAGAGAAUGUCUCUCACAAGCAACCUACAAUUAUGUCAGUGGAACAUGUGACCAUUGGUCAAACUGGAAGUGGUCAACCAGUAGUAGCUAAAAGUAGAUACACUCGUGUGGAGGCCACAGUCUCAGAACCAGAAAACAGUGAUGUCUCUACAUCCCACUCAGAAUCAGCUUCUCCAGUCAGAUCAUCAAGACCUGUAGCAUCUGUCAGAUCAAAUGAUAUUGGGUCCAAGUCAGAGCCAGCGUACACCAUGACAUAUGAGAGCUGUAGAAGCAGAGACUAUUCAACAGAUUCAUCCUCUUCUCUUUCUUCAAAUGAUGAUGAAGACCAGUUAACACCAGUCAAGAAAUCUGUUGGCUAUAAGUGGCAAAUGUCUGAUGCUGGUGUGGAGACUGAUGUGUCACAGAUGAGUGAAGAUGAACCCCGGAAUGUCAGGUCAAAACUGGAAUCUGUUGCCAAUCGAGCUGAAUCUCAAGAUCGGCCUCCAGCAUUUGCUUCUCGUGGGCCAGGAGAUGGAAGACUGUCUCCGAAUUCUUUGGCCAAUAAAUUCUCCGCCAGCUUGACCUACAUGGAGUCUAUGGAAGAAUCAUUGCGGCAAGUCGUAGGGAUGGAGAGAACAAGAGGCAUCUGUCUAGCCCAGCAGGAGACUGUCUCACUUGCCCAAGUUUUGAAGGCCAGACAGCAAGAACAUAGUGCUGAACUUAGAGCACUGCAACUCCAGGCUAGGAAGGAAGCUGUGGAGGCCACCCAACAGUUGGACACCAUGAAAACUAAAUCUAGCAGAUCCCCUGCAGCUGGUAGCUCUGUGUCUUCAUUGUUGGAGAAAGACGACAAUCUAAGACCAGAGUCAAGGUCCAAUAUCAUGUCAAGGUCAAGUGGUCGUGUCUCCUACAGUACAGAGGAUCUGUCAAAGUCACCAGACAAUAGACGAACUCAGCGGUCAUCUGGGGCAACAUCAGUCUCUAGCAAACAUAAACUGAUCUCUACUGGAUCAGCAACUUUAAGUAUUGAAACAGCAGAAGAUUCUCAAAACAGCUCCCAAAGUUCUGUUAAAACAGCUCAAGACAGCCAGGACUCCCAGAAUGCCAGUAUAUCUGAAGUGAUCACCAAGGCAGAUGACUCUUACUCCAUGUCAUUCGAUGAGACCUUGACAGAUGAAGAGUCAUUCCGUCAAGUUCUGCCCUCAGAAUCUCAUCGCAAAGAGGCUAGACGUCACAGUGGAGAGUUUAAGUCUCUUGUUUCUGCAGAUGCGUCCACCAGCCAUGCAUUGAAUGACUUAAGUUCCUUGUUCGCUGGAGAAGACAGUUUUUCAAAGUUCACUGCUGAAAUGGUUCGUCAGAUUAUGAAAGAAGAGGAGUAUAGAGCUCAGCACCAGGCUGCUUUGCUAAGUCUCAGACAGAAAGCGCUCCAAGAAAAGGCUAAGGCCGAACUGGCAUGGCUCCAGCAACUGAAGCAGAAGCCUCACAACAAAGGAGCUGAUGAUGUGUUCCCAAACAUUGACAAGAGAGAAAAAAAGAUCAAACAGAACCUAAAAGAACAACAGGCUGAGAUUCGCCGUCUCCAAGAAGCCAAUGAGUUGGCUAGCAAAGAGAGACAACUUAUCCUACAACAACAUGAAGAGAUAGCUAAAAUAAAGCAAACAACACAAGCUACAUUAAACAAGCUUCAAGUAAUUCCAGCCAAAGGUCGGCUAGCUCGUCCUGCCGAGGUCCACACUGAAGAUGAGACUGAAGUGACUACCACUGAGGAUAUUAAAGACUCCAAGUCUGACAGUGAAGUGUAUAAAGACAAAACUCCCAACAAACAAGGAAACAAACAGUCUUUAGAGAAACAGCAGAAGAUGAGGCUAGAUGUCAAGUACAUGACUGCCAGAGAACAGAGGCUCCACGAGCGUAAGAAACAAGCUAAAGAACUGCUGGAGUGGAAGAAAAGGUUGGAUGCAGAGGAACAGAAAGUUUACCAACUGGAGAAGAAAGCCAUUGAAGCCUGGGAGGCCAAGCAUGCUGGGAAGAAAGUUUCAGAAACUGCUGCCAAGAAAACUGCCAAAAUUCCAUCCCCUUCCAAAGUGGAUGACUCUAAUGUCAUUUCUGAUCACAUCCUGUCAUCUCUUCAUGAUGAGCUGGAUGGAACAGAGGCCAAGUCCAAGACUGUCCAGCAAUCCAUCUCUGAAGUGAUCUCCACUCAGCUAAGUACUGCAGAGUCUGUGAGGGAAAAAAGAAGUAGGUCGGAGUCCAAAGAAAUGGACAAGACCAACUCAUCUGUGGCUAGUGGAAGUGAGAGCUCCAUUCCUGAGGAUAUUCCACCUAGUUCAAGACAUGACAAACAUAAGGCUCAAGACUCUGGAGAUGAUACUGUCAUCAACACUACAAUCAAUGAAGAUUACCCUGACACUUUUGAGCGGGAGCUGCCUUCUUCCAUUUCCAGUCGCAGAAAAUCUCCAGUUGGCAAGCUUCUUCCACAUACUAAUUCCCCUUUACCAUCGCCAUGGUCUAGGAAACCUGGGUCAGAGAGUGAAUCAGAGGAUUCUAUAUCACAUACAGAAACUUUGUCAGACGCAAGUGACUAUGAAGCUCGCAUUCGUCAGUUGAGUGAUGAACUCCGUCGCAGAAGGAAAGAGGUAGAGAUGUUGAAAAAGGAAAGAUCUCGUAGACAGAAAGAAAAGUUUAAAGCACAAGAGGAAGCAAUGAAAAAACAACUAGAGGCUUACAAUAACUACAUCCAGCAGCUCAAGCAAGAGAAAGAUGAACUGGAACACGAAUCUCCAACCCUGAAAUCAGUGGUCAAACCUCAGAUCAAGCAACCCCAUGGACACCACCCCAAGACCAGGCCCCACCGGGAUGAGACUGCCAGCAACUCUUCCAGUUUUGAGGAGAUGAAAGACAGUCCUGAAUCUAAGCACAGUAGCCCGAGUGCAGAGGGAAAAGAUACUCUUCUUAGUUCAGGGGAAGACAAAUCAAAAAAGAAAGCUGUUGUGUCCCUUAUGGAUAAAAUAUCUGAAGGCACCGAAUCUGUUUCUGAUUUGUCUGGUGCAUCAGUGAAGUCCAAGGAGAAGGAUGUCUCUAGUUCUUCUAAUGUUGAAGAGAUUAUUGAGGAAGUUGACACCAACACAUCAGAGAAGACUGUUAGUGAUGUUUUCAAGAUACAAACCCAGGCUGAAGACAAUCAGGAGAAAGUGCCAGACAAAGUCGUUGCCUCUGUGAAAGAUGAUGAUGCUUCCUAUACACUAGACUUCUCUGACAUGCAAUCCAGCUUAGCCCAAAGUUACAGUAGAGUUCCACUUAGCGCAAGGAGUCAGGGCUCAUUGAAGCUUCCAACAGAUUCAGAAAUAUCUGAGCACAUUGAGGACCCUGCGUCUGCUAGAUCUGCAUCUGCUAGGUCUCAGCCUAAAUUGGAUUACAUGUCAGCCUCAAACAUUGAACAGGAGCAAGCUGUUGAUCAUUCUGUUAGCGUCACUUCUCCUGCCACUGGGAUCCAGGAGUCCGACAGUGAUGAGACCGAGUCCAGGCGCUCCUCACGAAAGUCUGAGAGUAGCUCCAGGCCAUCCAGUGAGCGUUCAACUGUCAGCAAUGUUUCUUACACAGACAUGGAGGAUGAUGUGGACGUGGUCAGCUCUGGAUCAGAGAAGACCCCAGUGAAAUCUUCCCAGCGCCUUCUCCCAGAUCUGCCAACUGCUUUAUCAGUCAGGACAGAAGAUGACAUCAGUGAGCACAUCACUGGCAGUCUGCCAUCAAUCUCUGACAGACAGAAGUUUGAUUCCAGGUCUUACAAACAAAGUCAAGAAGUUUUAGACAGUUUGUUAGGGUAUACAGAAGAGGAAGAGAAUGAACUAGAUGAAGAUAAAACACCAGUAGCUACACCAAGAGAGAUGGCACAGACUCCUGUGCCCGACGAAGAUGUCAAUGAGGCACUGCUUCAGACUGACCCACUUGUGGACUUCAGUCUAGGAGACCGAGUUCUUGUCCUCGGCAGUGGCUCUGGUAUUCUCCGCUUUAAAGGGAAAGUAGAUUUCUCUCCAGGUAUCUGGGCAGGUGUGGAGUUGGAUGCUAAAGCCAGCGGAUCAGAUGGUUUCCAUGAAGGCAAGAGAUAUUUCACAUGCCCUGCUGGUCAUGGUGUAUUAGUACAAGGCAGUGAGAUCAGUGCAGAGAGGGAGAUGCCAGUCUUGAAUCUGUCAGGGCCAAGUGAAGACGUGAAAAGUCCUGAUGACUCUGCACUGACUGACCAUGAGGACUUGCUAGAAGAUAAAACAGCUUUGACUGUCAAUGAUGAAUCUAUAAUUCACUCGACACCUCUCAGCUCACCCUACGCAAAAGCCAGCAGCCCACCAGUCAGACACGACCUAACACAAUUGGCAGAGUCUAUCACAGAUCAUUUGACAAAUAACAUGAUCAAAGAUUCUGUCAUGCUGAUGGAGAAAAUCACUCAGAAGAAAGCUUCACAGGAAGUAAGCCUUGCACAUCAACAGCCAACUCAGCUUGAGAAAGUAGCUGCUCCUAAAGUUACAGAGCCAAAGUCUGUAGCAGAUCAGACCACAGAUAGUGUCAUGAAGUCACUGCUAGAGGAAGCCAUUGCAGAUAUGGUGAAAAUUAAGAAGAGGAAAUUAACCAGUCAACACCAGGACUCCAAUUCUAGCAACCAUCUUUCAAAUGGACACAUUGAUGACAAGGAAUUGUUUUUGGAAGACAAACUCCAGGACAAUGACUCUGGUCUAUCACUAGAAGCAAUCCAUCGUCCAAGUUCACCUUUACCAGGAGAUCACUACCAAUCAUUGAAUCAUAAAAUGACUGAAGAACUUGGUGGCCUACUUGGGGAAUAUAUUGAUGAUGACCUUGGAUUUGAGCCCUCCAGUAAACCGCCCCCACCUUACCCUGGAAGUGAGCAGACACAAGGUGUUAAUGGAGUCCCACCAGCUCCUCGGCCUGUAGAGGUGGCACCAGUGGUACCAUUAACCAGAGAGGCCAUAACUCCUAUCAUAUCAAGGGCAGUGGAUAUCUACUGGAACAACCGAAGGUAUGGGGAGUCACUGGACGGUGUGGAGCCCCCCCAUGACUUUCUGUCUGAAGACGAGGAGACCCAGACCACUGCUGCUGUCACUGAGAGCAGGAAGAGUUGGAAAAAGUUUUUGUUUGACCUGACAGGGGAGAUCAUUCGAGACAUUUAUCAGAAUGAAGACAAGCCUGAGCCUCCAGUGUGGCAGAAAAUACCACACCAAACUCCCAGAUUUUUUAAAGGGAACAUCACACCAACCACUGUGGAUGCUCUGAAGCCAAUUGUUGAAGCUUCUGUCCUCAAACUGUUAGAUCUGAAUGGAACGCGCAAGGCCCUCCAGGUUAACAAAUGGAACAUCAGGAAGAAAAAGGACCUGGUGGAUGCUGUGCUGAGUCAGGAGUUAGCUGAGGAUGAGAGAGGCUGGGUGGACUACUCUUCAGAUGAACUCAGUCUCAAGAUAACUCUCACUGACUCUCUGUUUGACUCUUUACUCUCAGAUACUGUUCAGACUGUCAAUGGCAUUUACCAGAGGCGGCAGCAUUCACCAUCUUGCUAGGAUUGUUUGUGUAGGUGCACAACAUUCACCAUCUUUCCAGGAUUGGUUUUGUGGGUGCACAACAUUCACCAUCUUGCUAGGAUUGUUUGUGUGGGAGCACAACAUUCACCAUCUUGCUAGGAUUGUUUGUGUGGGAGCACAACAUUCACCAUCUUGUUAGGAUAGUUUGUGUGGGUGAUUAUAUCUAUUCACAAGAACAGCGGACAAAUCUUUGUCCUAUUGGAUAUAUAGCAAGUGAGGAUUCAUUCCAAAACUGAACAUCUCUUUGACACAACUUGAACUGUUGUGCCAGUAAAGGUACCAAAGUUGUGAGCCACGGAAUUAGUCCCUUGAUUGAAAGUUUCAAUAUGAUGCCAUUGAGAGAUAGCGCUUUGACUGACAAUGCAACAUGUUGGAUGUGUCAACCCUAAUCAUGCUUCAGAUGCUGUAUGUCAGUUGGCAUACACAUAUGAGUUUCUCAUCUGGAUUGCAUGUAUACUGAGUUUCACUCCUGGAUUAUACAAAUACUGCUUGUUUAGAGUAGUUCAUAGGUCUAUCAUGGUCUUACUCAUAAUUGGAUCUACUAACAGCUACUCACUAAUGGAUCUACUACAAACAAAACACUUGAGAUCAGAUUAGUGUCUGGUGGUAGCGUUGACCGUGUGUUUGUGUUGUAAGAUUCUACUCACAGAUACCAAUAAACUCUGCAUCCAUCCAAAAUGUAGUUUUUCAGGUGAAUUCCAAAAAGUUUUUUGUUCUUCCAAAUGUUUUGGUUUGUUUAGAAAAGUUGAUGUUGAAAUGUUUGAGUUUCAAACAAAUUUGGAUUUCAAAAGAACAUUGACUGUUGUGUUAUUUAGUGUGCUUCUGUGAUAGUGCCAAGGAGACAAAAUGGCCAGGGUUGAAAUACUGUCUCAUUUAUUUAUCUCUAUAUUUGUAUGGAUUUAUUUUUUCAGACAUGUCGACUAGGAAUUGUGUCACUGAUAUUAUCUCCAUGUCUGUCAGUGUGCUCUAUAAUAGAAUACACUACAAUAGAAUGCUCCAUUGUUUGCGUUGAUGACCUUAUGUUAUUUUAUCUCUUGCUGUAUAUAUCUUUAUAUUUGUAUGUGGCAUGGGUCACAAGACUGUGUCUCAUGUGUCAAUGACAGUGCCUUAUAUUUGUUGGGCUGUACAAGUAGUGGCUAAGUAUGUCUAGACUUUUAUAACUGGUAGAAAUACAAUACUUUGUGCAACUGCCAUCUUGUUUUUACUGCAGCAAUUUUUUUUUUUUUACUUAUUUGUAGAUAUUUUUUUAUAAUCAAACUUUGCAAGAAAUAUUUUAUUGAUGAGGAAAACAAAAAAAGACCCAGAAAUGAAUGAAAUGCCAAUGGAGUAAAUAGAUUCUCUAGAAGUCUUGAAUCUGUUGCAGCUAUUUGUUUUGUGUUGACCAGAAUGACAUUCCUAGUUCAACUUUGGUCCUACAUUAUCAGUUGAUAGCCUUUUACUCUCUGUAAUCUCUCUGAAUAUGUGUAUAUCAGGAUAUUGUAGCUAUUUGUUAUCUAAGAUCUAUAUAUUUAUUGGAAUGAGCUUUUUCAAACUUCAUAUUCUUAUUUGACAGAUUUUUAACUUGUGUAUACUUGUUUCUAGAGUCAAAUCCAUCAUAUACAUUUUUUGUAUAGUAGUAUGUAUAGUAUUAUUUUCUUUGGAAAUGAUCUUAUGUAAAACCUGCAAUACAUUUGCCUCGCCUAAUAAAAAUAAUAGUUGAGUUUUUAAAUCUGGCAAGUUCUUUGCGACAGUGUAAGUUGUUCAGUAAAAUAUUUCAGGCUUAACUUACUGCUUUCACUACCAUUAUUUCAACUAGAUUCUAAAUUCUAGAUUGGGAUCUGAUGUUAGUUGAAAUUAUAAAAUGUAGUUUGUAGCUGAACUCAGUCAAGAGACUGGUGUAUAAAUGUGUAUAUAUAUACAUAUAAAUUUUUUUUUUCAGUGAAAACUUGCAUUCCCUCAAACAUUGACUCCGUCCAUAUCCCAUCAGCCAACUCUUAUGGUCUCAAAUGUGCUUAAUUAUUCUGUCAGUUACUGUAUGUCUUGCUCUAUACAUUAAACUUUUGUAGUUUAUAAACCAUAUUAGACCAUGUCAAAGUGGCAAUUAUUUUUUUUUUACAUUAUAGGUGACUCAACAGCUUUGAUUUUAAGCCUUUAAACUAAAAUAUAGAUACAUCGAAUCACAUUACCAGUUUGAAAUAUUUCAGAAAAAGGCCUAGUGCCAAUAGUAAUUUCUGUAUGAUUUGUGGUCUACUCAUGGAACAUAAACUGUCUUCCAGAAGUGAGGUCACUUGAUGUGUUGUAUCUUUGUAGACUAGUACCUUGACUUAUUAUUGUAGACAUGUAAUAAAUGGACUUGGCUAAAAUUCUGUGUUUUCACUAUGUUCAUGUCUUUGUGAUACUCUGAUUGUUGAGUAUCAUGCUUUGUAUUUAUCUACAAAUGUCACACACCACAAUUUAACAAGAAAUCAGUGGUUCAUAAACAAAUUUAUUUAAUUUUAGGAAUAUAUUUCCAAUAGAAACAAAACUGAUGUAAUAACUCUGAAUAACUCAAACAAAACAUUUUAAACAUGAAAAUAAUAAGUCCCAAAUAUGUUCAGAUCAAAACUCCAGAGUGUCUAAUUGUUUCACAAAACAACAAAACGCCUCAUAUUUUUUAUAUUAAUGCUGGUAAAGAGUGCAGUGUUGAGGGAGGACAUAGGGUUGAGGUUUCAAUUAAAAGUCAGUAGUAAAAGCUGGUUCCUUGGAGAUGAAACAGCAAACUCAACUCUAAAUGUCAGCUAGUCAUCACAAAAAAAAUCUCUAAUGUAAAUUUUAUUUUGAACUUUUUGAACAUGGCCAACUCUAGAACAAUCUUACAUUCAGAUAUUUAGCAUUCAAGAAAUAUAGUUGAAUAAAAGGUUUAGUAAUGUGCAUCAAACGUAGACUGCCUCCCAUACCUUUAAAAAAAAAAAAAAUACAACAGUAUACAUAAUACCCAGCAUAGCCAAGAGUGGAAGACUUGGUGUCUGGUUUGUUUUGAAGUGUUUCAGUUGGAAUAAAACAUGAGUUUAAUCAUAACUGAACACCUUAGGAGGAAACAUGUGUUGUAAUCAUUACAAAUGGAGUUUAAACCAUGCUCUCUUAGCAGCCCUGACACUACAGAAAUCUAAGAUACAGGCAUAGUUAAUAAACAAAAAAUGAAUCUAUCUAUUACAUAGUGUAGUUGUGUUCCACAUAUCUAGCUUCACAGUUGAUUACCAUUGCUUACCUGCCAAGUCAGAGAGAAAUAGUGAAAAUAUCAAAUAUUCUUUUGACAUCAUUUAAAUGUAAUCAGGUUUCAACCUAGUUAAUUAGAGCUAUUUGUUUUUAAAUUGACAUGGGAAUUCUCAACCAGCUCAAGAAAUAAAGAAAUAUUCUUAAAACUAAAUAUUUUGAUAUUUGAUUAUGUAGUGUUUGCAUACAAGUGGGUGUGUGUGUG
Biomphalaria glabrata is the source of this 12887-nucleotide messenger RNA. RefSeq names its product centrosome-associated protein 350-like. The record is from RefSeq and is a predicted model, not a curated record. The transcript is spliced from 45 exons. Gene Ontology annotation, cellular component: centrosome. Gene Ontology annotation, biological process: microtubule anchoring. Gene Ontology annotation, molecular function: microtubule binding. NCBI's taxonomy places the organism in Eukaryota, Metazoa, Mollusca, Gastropoda, Planorbidae. The coding region runs from base 416 to 9430 and encodes 3004 amino acids.